This is a messenger RNA of Gymnogyps californianus (California condor), 2428 nucleotides long. RefSeq names its product LIM domain kinase 1 (gene LIMK1). The record is from RefSeq and is a predicted model, not a curated record. Gene Ontology annotation, cellular component: neuron projection; nucleus; cytoplasm. The coding region runs from base 12 to 1952 and encodes 646 amino acids. Gene Ontology annotation, biological process: actin cytoskeleton organization; positive regulation of stress fiber assembly; protein phosphorylation. The transcript has 16 exons. NCBI's taxonomy places the organism in Eukaryota, Metazoa, Chordata, Aves, Accipitriformes, Cathartidae. Gene Ontology annotation, molecular function: protein binding; protein serine/threonine kinase activity; ATP binding.
AGCGCGGCUGCAUGAGGUUGAUGCUGCUGUGCUGCACCUGGAGGGACGAGCCUAUGGGAGAGGACGAAGGGACCGACCUGCCGGUGUGUGCGAGCUGCGGGCAGGGCAUCUACGAUGGGCAGUACCUGCAGGCGCUGAACGCCGACUGGCACGCCGACUGCUUCCGGUGCUGCGAGUGUGGGGCCUCCCUGUCCCACCAGUACUACGAGAAGGAUGGGCGCCUGUACUGCAAGAAGGAUUACUGGGCGCGCUUCGGGGAGCUCUGCCAUGGCUGCUCCGAGCAGAUCACCAAGGGGCUGGUCAUGGUGGCCGGGGAGCAGAAGUACCACCCCGAGUGCUUCAGCUGCCUCAACUGCCACACGUUCAUCGGGGACGGGGACACCUAUGCGCUGGUGGAGCGCUCCAAGCUCUACUGUGGGCACUGCUAUUACCAGAUGGUGGUGACGCCGGUCAUCGAGCAGAUCCUGCCGGAUUCACCGGCUUCCCGCAUCCCGCACACCGUCACGCUCGUCUCCAUCCCCGCCUGCUCUGAUGGCAAACGCGGCUUCUCCGUCUCCAUCGACCAGGGCUGCGGCACCGAGCACCCCCGCACCGUCCGCGUCCGAGAGGUGGAUCCAGACUGCAUCAGCCCUGACAUGAAGAACUCCAUCCAUGUGGGCGACCGCAUCCUGGAGAUCAACGGCACCCCCAUCGGCCAUGUCCCCCUGGAUGAGAUCGACCUGCUGAUCCAGGAGACCAGCCGCCUGCUCCAGCUCACCAUCGAGCACGACCCCCACGAGCCCCUUGCCCGCGAGUCGGGGCUUGCCUGCAGCCCCCUGCCCGCCCCGUGCAGCCCCCUGCGCUCCCCGGCCCCCCUGCCCUGCGGGGAGCCCAGCGCCAUGCGCCAGCGGACUGUCACGAGGAGCUGCAGCACGGACAAGUCUCCGGGCUCUGGCUCGGUGGGCUCGCCCGCAUCCCAGCGCAAGGACAUCGGUCGCUCCGAGUCAUUGCGCGUCGUCUCCCGCGCCCAUCGCAUCUUCCGCCCCUCCGACCUGAUCCACGGCGAGGUGCUGGGCAAGGGCUGCUUCGGCCAGGCCAUCAAGGUAACGCAUCGGGAGACGGGCGAGGUGAUGGUCAUGAAGGAGCUGAUCCGCUUCGACGAGGAGACGCAGAGGACCUUCCUCAAAGAGGUGAAGGUGAUGCGCUGCCUGGAGCACCCCAACGUGCUGAAGUUCAUCGGGGUGCUGUACAAGGAGAAGAGGCUCAACUUCAUCACGGAGUACAUCAAGGGGGGAACCUUGAGGGGCCUGAUCAAGAGCAUGGACAGCCACUACCCCUGGAGCCAGCGGGUCAGCUUCGCCAAGGACAUCGCCGCCGGCAUGGCCUACCUCCACUCCAUGAACAUCAUCCACCGUGACCUCAACUCUCACAACUGCCUCGUGCGGGAGAACAAGAGCGUGGUCGUGGCUGAUUUUGGGCUGGCGCGGCUGAUGGUGGAUGAGAAGAACCAGCCCGAACAUCUCAAGAACCUGAAGAAACCGGACCGCAAGAAGCGGUACACGGUGGUGGGGAACCCGUACUGGAUGGCCCCCGAGAUGAUCAAUGGGAGGAGCUACGAUGAGAAGGUGGACAUCUUCUCCUUCGGCAUCGUCCUGUGUGAGAUCAUUGGCCGGGUGAGCGCCGACCCCGACUACCUGCCCCGCACCACCGACUUCGGCCUCAACGUCAGGGGCUUCCUGGACCGCUACUGCCCCCCCGCCUGCCCCCCCAGCUUCUUCCCCAUCGCCGUCUGCUGCUGCGACCUCGACCCCGAGAAGCGGCCGUCCUUCAGCAAGCUGGAGCAGUGGCUGGAAACCCUCCGCAUGCACCUGGAGAUCCACCUCCCGCUGAGCUCCCAGCUGGAGCAGCUGGACCGAGCCUUCAGGGAGAUGCACCGGCGGGGCGAAGGCGGGCUGCCCGCGCCUCCCCGAUAGAGCCCCCCCACCCGCACCCCCUCCGAAGCCGCAGGAGAAGGAGCUGCACCCGCCGCCAGCAUCUGCUCUGGCUGCCGCCACCCCCGGGGCUGGAUCCCUGGGGCUCCCCGGAUGAGCCCCCCACUCUCUCUCCUCUGCACGGGCUGCCCACACUGCUGCCCGCACCGCUGCCUGCACCGUCCCUGGGAGCUGGCUCUCCCUGGGGCUGCACGGCUCCUGUGCAUCCCUCCCCUACGCCAUAGCUCCUGCUCCCAGGACAAGCCCGACCGGCCACACCACGGGGACCGUCCCCAUGUCCCCAUGUCCCCCCCUGCCCCGUCCCGGCUCGCUUCGCCUUUGCACGCCCGGGGGCUGCGUGGCCGCCGCACCCGCACGAGCCCCGUGGGCUCCCCCGUACAGAGCCGCGGCCUCGCGGCGGUGCCUUGGCUUUCCGUGAACUUGCACUGCGACACAGGAGGGACCCCCCGGUUCCUUUG